Molecule: messenger RNA, 4298 nt
Organism: Uranotaenia lowii
Lineage: Eukaryota; Metazoa; Arthropoda; Insecta; Diptera; Culicidae
Product: dipeptidase 1-like
Exons: 8
Coding region: 1-1224 (407 amino acids)
Biological process (GO): proteolysis
Molecular function (GO): metallodipeptidase activity
Source: RefSeq, a predicted model, not a curated record
AUGUACAAGGAGGAGUCCAUUCCGCCCUAUCUAAAAAUUUUGGGCAAUUUUCAAGCAGAAGAUCAAAUACGUCUACGUCUAGGUGGUCGAGUGGGUCAGUAUCACCUCGAAUCGAGUACCGAAUACCUCGAACCUAAUUGUCAGUUCCAAUUCUGGUCAGCUUAUGCGCCCUGCUCAUCACAGCACCUGGACGCGGUGCAAUUAACCUUAGAACAGAUAGACUUAAUACGCAGAUUAGUGAAUCUUUAUCCGCAGCACAUGGCCCUGGUGACGACGGCAGACGGCAUCGAGGAAAGUCAUCGAGCUGGGAAACUGGCCAGUCUGAUCGGCAUCGAGGGUGGCCAUUCGAUAGGGACCAGUUUGGGGGUGCUGCGGACCUUCUACCAGCUGGGGGCCCGGUAUCUGACCCUAACGCACACCUGCAACACCCCCUGGGCCGACUGCUGCAAAGUUGAUGAACCGGGCCGGGUUCCUCACAUAGGGGGCCUAUCGCACUUCGGAACCCUGGUGGUAACGGAGAUGAACCGGCUCGGGAUGAUCGUGGAUCUGUCCCACGUUUCGGUGCCGACCAUGUUGGAUGCGCUGGCCACUUCCAAGGCACCGGUCAUCUUCUCCCACUCCUCGGCCCAUGCCAUCUGCAACAGCUCCCGCAAUGUGCCGGACCACGUGCUGAAGCGAUUGAUCCCGAGAGUCCUCCUCCCGGCCGUCGGAAAUGAAGAGUGUGUCGGCAUCGAGAGUGACUCUCUCGGAACCCGACUUCCCGGCUUCGAACUCCAGUGGCACCUUCUGGCUGACCUGAAGCAUCUCGUGGCCUCUGCGCUGACGAUCCUCUGCACUGGUGGUUUUCUGCGAUUGGAUCAGCUCAUAACUGCUGACCACAGCGCACAACCACAGCUUGAGACUCACAUCAAUCAUAUCCGGGAUGUGGCAGGAGUGGACCACGUCGGAAUCGGAGCCGGAUACGAUGGCGUUAAUCUGGUCCCGCAAGGUUUGGAGGACGUUUCCCGCUAUCCGUACCUGCUGGCCGAGCUGCUCGAAUCGGAAAAAUGGACCGAGGACGAUAUCGCCAAGCUGGCGGGGAGAAAUUUAAUUAGAGUUUUCAAACAAGUCGAACAGGUACGCGACCAGUUGGAGGCCCAGGGCAUGCUCCCAAUUGACCAAUCCAUCCCACCGGAGGACAUCCUGGGGAGAUCUUACUGUCGCUACUCGGGACCAAGAACGUGACGCAAACGGAGCUUCCCGGUGCCCUUUAUGGACGUGCUUUUCACCACGGCAGUUUCCAGAACGGUCACGGCCAUCACCACGAGCACAGAACAGCAACAAUUAGAUCCAAAGCACAUUGCAGGUGUCUUCGGGACAGGUAAUAGUUAAGCUUGAAAAUUCUUGGAGCGGUAAGCCAUCGAAGUAAAAAUUAGGAAAUGGUGUGGGAGAAAUUUUACCAUCUGCACAAUUUGUACACUUCCACAAAAUGAAUCUCAACACACGUCAUUGAAAGUAGAUUAUCAAAUUCAAACGGUACGAUCCCCAAAGAUCUCGAGAAAGUAAAGUUAUAUACGGAUUCGGUAGGACGGAGAAACCAAAAAGUCUAGAUAAAUAAAAAGAGUUAGCAUAUCACACAGCUUGAUCGUAACGAUCUAUUUACGGUCGAAUGAAGAGGUAUUACUACAAAUUUUAUUUUAUUUCUUAUAUUUACCGAGUAAUGACUCAAGAGAGUAAGUAUUUUCUUGAAAUUAACAAUUUUCAUCUCCGCACACGUAUAUAUUUUUCUACCGAACAAUAACUGAACUUUCACUCGAAACAAACAGCAAGGCAAAAAAGCAAAUUUACAGGAAUCCGACGAAUGCAUGGAAAAUGCGGAGCGUGUUUAAAAAAACGAAAAUAAAUUCUAAAUUUAAACUGUUUUAGGCUUAGUUGUAAAAACGAAAAUAAACGAUAAAAAUUGAUUAGAAAAAACCAAAAUCACAUACAAAAAUCUUAUCAAUAGAUGUGUAGAGUUUAUCGAAAUGUUACAUACUGUCCCACAUAAAAAAGAAACAAAAUCAAAAAAUCGUUUAAAAAUAAUCAAUCACGAAAAAUACAUGUGCAAAAAAUGGAAAACCGAUCGUGACACGAACUCAGAACACGUGCCAGGGUUUUUGAGUGAUAGUUCCGAGUAAUAAAAUUAAAAAAUAAUCUAAACCCUUUAGCAAACGGAAAAACCAAAGUGUAAAUAGAACUGUCGUUCCCCCCUGCCAUAGUUUUAAGUUAACACCGGUACUGGUAAGAAGGAAAAAUUGUUAAAAACAUUUUGUCCUUCACAAGUUUUCAGAAAAUAGAUCAUCAUCACAUCAUUUCUGAACACAAAAACAAUUCGACAGAAUACAAACGUUACAAUCAUAAACAUUUAAAAACACUGUGCCACAGUUUGAAUAGUAAGAAUAAUAACGGAGAGAAUGCGCCCGAUGUUUGGUUCAUUGUUUUUAUUUUCGUUUAUUCAACAGUUUAAAAAGACAUCUAAUUAUUUUAAUAACUUAAAAAUCUGUUUUUUUUGUUUGAAGAAAUGAUUAAAAUUGCCAGGGUUUUAACGUGAAAGGUUUUGUCCACACGAUCGCAAAAAUGAGGUUAAAAUUCAAAAACUGGUCUUAUGUUAAUGAAUAUCUUUUUAAAAUUUAGUAGAGAAGAACUUCUUUUUAUAGGGGUUCAACAGUUCGUUUGAUGUAAAAAAUAUCAUGUAAAUUACAAUUUGAUCUAGCAGUUGCGUCAAACAACGUCUUCGACGUUUUCACUUCAACCAAAAUACUUUGUUACACUUCAAACAGAAUCCUAACCCAGAUAGUCAAUCCAGGACCUCUGUAUGUUAAAUCCCGAUCCUGCGUCCUGAUCUUAAUUUGCAUGCUGUAUUCCUAUCCUUAUCAUGAUCCAAAAUCUCUAAAACUAUGAUUCAGGACUUAGGUUGAGAUCCUAAAUCAUAAAUUUAGACAAUGAUCCUGAUUCGAAUCGUGAAUCCUUAUGACCACCCUCGUUCCGGAUGCUGAAUUUUUAUCGUGAUUCAGGACCCUGGAUCCUAAUUCUAACCCUUUGAACUUGAUCCCAAAUCCUGAUUUAUAUCCUGGAAUCUGGAUUUCAAGCUCCGAUCCAGGAUGCUGAUUCUUGAUUCUGAAAGUUUAAACUUUUACAACUUUUUUCACCCACUGAACCAGGCACCUCAUUCCAGAUACUCGAUCCUCAUUCUUAAUGUUUGAUCUUUUUAACCGAUCUUGGAUUUAUUUUCCAAAUCCUGGUUGUGAUUUUGGUUCAUCAUCUUUUGUCAUAAUUCUCAUCCAGAUCCUGAUUCGGAUGUUGGUCCCCAACCUGAUCCAGGGGUCUGAUAUGUAUUCCAUGUUCAGAUCUGAAUCCUGAUCCGGAACAUAGAUGCUGGUUGUGGAUCUUGAAUCCGUAUUUUUAUGCUAGAUAUUGAUUUUGAUACCGGAUUUUAGUUGCACGAUUCUGAUUUUCUAGGGAUUCUACUUUUAGAUGCUUAGUGAGACAGAACCUAAAAAGCUUGGACGAAACCUCAUUUUUUUAUUUAAUACUUUAUGUUUGAAUUUUUGAAAACCAGAUUGAUUGAGCAUCUCAUAUCUCUUUUUUUUUAAAUUUGAUGAUACCUAUAAAGCUAUAUGAAAUAAAAUUGAUUCAAGAUAAACGUUAACCAAAUAUUUCAAAUUCUUGAAACUUUUCAAUUUUCAUAAAAUGGAUUUUUGCAAAUUUCAAACAUCUCUAAGUAAAGUUUUUCAGUUAAAUUCCACGUCGAACUACAAGUUUCAACUUUUUGAAGAAAAAAAAAGUUGCUGCUUAUAUAUACUAAUGAAGAAAUAAUUCAACUUAUUGUGAGACAUAUUUUUGAUGUUUAUCAUGAAAUUAAAAAAAAAAACUCAGGAACUCGCAUUCGGAAUGAGAGCCUUCUGUUAAGUGUGAGAUCUUAGUGAGUGAAUUAAUACCUCCCUACUUAUAAUUAUUUACUUAAAUAACUCAACAAGUAGAUUUAAGUUUUUAUUAAAUUUUCAAGUUUAAAAUUUUUUGCAGAAACUUUUAGAAAUGUUCAGUGAGAUGAGUAGUUAGUCAUCUACAUCAGUAGAAGAUUCACAGAUAUUAGUUUCAAUGGCAAGAAUUUGCGCAUAUGAUCUCGAAUCUCGAAAGGUAUUGAAAAAAAAAAACAGAUUUAUAAAAGUCAGAAAAGAGCUACAUUUCUUGUGUUUUUUUUAACUUUAAAAUUCUUUGACACUGAAUAACGGCUAAUGAAAGGUCGUAGAAAAAUGGUUGAUUUUAUUUUUAUUUUGAGC